UCUUGUAGCGGAUGUUGUUGUCAUCUGACUGGCAGCACUUCCGCGUCGCGCAUUUCACUCUUGCAAUAUUUCAUCCGCAAUUUAUCUUCUUAUUCAUUUCAAACAAGCUCACAUAUUUCAUGUGGAGGUAACACGGAGAUAAAUGAAAUGUCUGCGAAGCCAACAUGUCUGAUAGUGGCGAGUGCUUCUCCUCAAGGGGUGUCAGCAAAGUCUUUCCAUCAGUCCUUCACUCUUUGUAGCUCAGCAUUUAACCUCCAGACAGCAACACCCGGGGGGAAGCCUAUAGAAUUUGUUGGAGUGGAUGAAAGCACUGCCAGAUGGGUGCAGGACUUCAAUGUGAAACCCUACGCAACACCAGCCAAACUUGAAUCUAUAGAUGGUGCUCGAUACCAAGCGCUGCUUAUCCCGGACUGCCCUGGAGCGCUGAACGACCUGGCGCACAGCGGCUCUCUGCACCGAAUUCUCACACAUUUCAUCUCUCAUCAAAAGCCUGUGUGUGCAGUCGGACAAGGAGUGUCGGCGCUGUGUUGUGCCACUGAGGGACAGAAUUGGAUCUUCAGCGGCUACAGUUUAACGGGGCCAUCUGUGUUUGAACUGGUGCGGAGGCCAGAUUUCGCCAACUUGCCCUUGAUUGUGGAAGACUUUGUGAAGGAUAGUGGUGGAUCCUACACAGCAAGUCAAGAAGAUGCUCUGCACGUAGUCAUUGACAGACACCUGAUAACUGGACAGAACAUGCAGUCGACCUCACUUGCUGUAAAUAAUCUUAUCCUGCUCUUUAGUGCCAAAUAAUAAAAAGAAAAAGGUUUACAGCAGAA
Molecule: messenger RNA, 815 nt
Organism: Scomber scombrus (Atlantic mackerel)
Lineage: Eukaryota; Metazoa; Chordata; Actinopteri; Scombriformes; Scombridae
Gene: gatd1
Product: glutamine amidotransferase class 1 domain containing 1
Exons: 7
Coding region: 148-789 (213 amino acids)
Source: RefSeq, a predicted model, not a curated record